AUGGGGGACACCAAAUCAACAGAUAAUUCUCUUUCACAAAUGGUUAAUUUUGUUUCACAAUCCAGAAAGUUGCUUAGUUAUAUUACGGGAGAAAAGAAAGCACCUGUUGUGACUGAUGCUAGCUAUAGUCAGUGGGAUUCAGAUAAUUCUCUAGUUAUGACAUGGCUUUUGAAUACUGUGCACCCUCGAAUUUCUAAACAAUAUUUAUUGCUUGAUACUGCUGAAAAGAUCUGGAAUACCACUAAGCGCACUUACUCUCGUAAGGGAAAUGACGCUCAGGAAAUCGACUACUAUCAGGAUCUCCAAGCGAAGUGUACUGAUGAUGCAGUUCUCUUUCAAAAAUUGGUUGAAAAGGAAAGGAUAUAUGAUUUUUUGGCCGGUUUGAACCCAGAGUACGAUCAGAUCAGGGUUCAAGUUCUUGGUAAAGUUCCUUUUCCUUCUCUUGGGGAUGCAUAUUAUUAUGUUCAACAGGAAGAGAGCCGACGAGGAGUCAUGCUUUAUUCUGCACCAACCGAGAAGUCUGGGUUAACUGUGUCUCAUGAGCAAACAAAGGCGUUCACUUUUGAUAAAGAUCACUUGCACUGUGACUACUGUGGAAAACCAACUAGAGGUCGUGGAGGCAAGCGUGUCGGUCUAUCAAGGGGUCAAGCUAAUAUUGCAGAAAAUAUGGAAACAUUCAGAGAAAAUGCUUCAGGAGAAACUCUGUCUUCGGAGGAAGUUCAGCACCUUCGUCGUCUCCUGAAAAAACUUGACACUUCUAAUGUUGGGACAUCCAAUUAUGUGCAGUCAGGUUCUGUUAUCCGUACACCUGAUAUUACAUUGUCAUCUGUUCUUCAUUUACCUGAGUUUCCCGUUAACUUGUUAUCUGUUAACGCCAUCACCAAACAACUAAAAUGUACUGUCGAGUUCUUCCCUGAUUAUUGUGUGUUUCAGGAUCUUCAAACAAGGAAAAGGAUUGGCAGUGAUAGAUUGCAUGAUGACUUAUAUUGGAUUGAUGGAAUUCGAGCAUUUGGUAAAGCCUUUUUUGGAGGAAAUAAGACUGAGUUUGAAUCUUUGUCUUGUGAUGCUUGUGAAUAUUCCAAGCACACUAGAAACUCUUAUCCUUUAAGUGAUAAUAAAAGUACUAUCCCUUUUUCGACUAUUCACUCUGAUGUAUGGGAUUCCACUCAAACAUCGUUUCAUAAGAUGAUUUGUACCCAAUUUGAGGUUAAGAUAAAAAUCUUGCGAACUGACAAUGGCACAGAAUAUACGGGUAAAGAUUUUGGUGCUUAUUUGGAGUCUUUUGGGAUAAUUCAUCAAACUAGUUGUCCUUAUACUAGUGCACAAAAUGGGGUUGCUGAAAGGAAAAAUAGGCAUUUACUAGAAGUGGCACGAUCUCUAAUGUUUACUAUGAAUUUACCAAAACCUUACUGGGGGGAAGCCAUUCUAGUACCUGCCUACCUUAUCAAUAGAAUGCAACUUAAAAACCUCAAUUUUCAGAGUCCUUUGGAAGCUUUGAAGUGUAAGAAUGAUUAUAUUGUUCCUCCGAAGGUGUUUGGCUGUGUUUGCUUUGUUCACACUAGGAGUUCGGGAAAACUUGAUCCUAGAGCUAUUAAAUGUGGGGAGAGCUAUAAGAAUGAAGAGAUGAUUCCCACUGUUGAAAUGAUUCCCACUAUUAAAGCCACAAAGACAGGAGAAUGUGAAAUUGAAGAAAGAAUUCAGGGGGAAACUAUUGAGCAUUUGGAUAAACCUGAUUUGAUGACUUAUUUAAGAAAAAAGAGAGCUGAAGAAGUCAUCAUGCAAUCUACUGAAGCUCAACCCUCUUUUGCUAUUGAAACCUCUUCUACUGGUGAGUUAUCUACAUUUCCUUGUGAGUUAGAUGUACCUAUUGCUCACAAAAAAGGAGUCAGAUCUUGCACCAAACAUCCUUUAUCUAACUUUGUCUCCUAUAAUUCCUUAUCUCCUUCCUAUAGAGCUUUUGCCUUGUGUAUUUCUUUUGUGUCUAUUCCCCGGAAUUGGAGGGAAGCUUUUGCAGAUUCUAGAUGGAAGCAAGCUAUGAUUGAAGAAAUGAAGGCCUUGUCAAAGAAUGAGACUUGGGAUCUUGUCACUUCACCACUAAAUAAGAAAUUGGUUGGGUGCAAAUGGGUAUUUACUGUGAAGCACAAAGCUGAUGGUUCGAUUGAAAGGUUCAAAGCAAGACUGGUGGCUAAGGGGUUCACUCAAACUUAUGGAGUGGAUUAUCAGGAGACAUUUUCCCCUGUUGCAAAAAUGAACACUAUUAGAAUUCUUUUGUCUUGUGCAGUUAAUCUUGAUUGGGACUUACAAUAG
Nicotiana attenuata is the source of this 2307-nucleotide messenger RNA. RefSeq lists its product as uncharacterized. The transcript has 8 exons. Lineage: Eukaryota; Viridiplantae; Streptophyta; Magnoliopsida; Solanales; Solanaceae. Gene Ontology annotation, biological process: DNA integration. Bases 1 to 2307 code for a protein of 768 amino acids. The record is from RefSeq and is a predicted model, not a curated record. Gene Ontology annotation, molecular function: nucleic acid binding.